AUGAGCGCUGAACCGUCGAAGCUACCUAAAGAACCUGAAACUGUUUAUAUUAGUCCCUUAUGGUCAUUUAAUCCCGAUCAUCCUCCUUCAAAUUCUGGGUCAUCAUCUUUCAACAUCUCUGAACGCACGUCUUCCUCUUCAAAUAUUUCCCCUCUUCCCAAUAUAAACAGCUUUCUUCACUCUGGCGAGACUCCUAUAACUAAUGAAGCUCUUUCACACUCUCUCCUUCAUCAACAAGAAUUAAGUAGGUAUCCAGCUUUUUCCGCCAAUCCAAAAAAUGGCUCUACUUCCUCUGCGAGUAGCAGAGAAGGAUUAAAAGGUUCAGAAUACACUCAAAGUAUCAUUAAUCCGUCCUUAUUCAGCCACUUAGACUUUAAUUGGAUUUACCGUUUUAAAGAGGAGGAUGACGAUAUUCAUAAUCCAAAGUCAUCAGUUAUCAGCUUCAGUAAGGAGAAGAAAUAUUUGGGUUGGUCUCGCUUUGCCGAUAUAUUAUCACUUGUUCUUUUAGCUCUGGGUAUUUUCCUGCUUUUCAUAGUGUUCCCAGCUUUGACAUAUACUGGAAACAUUUCUCCUAAAAAGGAUUAUGAUCCUGUUAUGGCUGACCAAAUUACUGAUCACCUAUUCAGUCAUUUACGUUUUCCUCGAACUAACCUAGUUGAUCCUGACACACCAGAAUCGGCUCAUACCAGACUUGAUGUGAAUGGGAAAAUCCAUCAACUUGUAUUUUCAGAUGAGUUUAAUAAGCCUGGUAGGACCUUUUAUGCUGGAGAUGACCAAUUCUGGGAGGCUGCUGAUUUGCAUUAUGCAGCGACGAAUGACCUCGAAUGGUAUGAUCCAGAUGCAAUAACUACAGUCAAUGGUACAUUGGCUAUUCGGUUGGAUGCUUUUGGAAAUCAUAAUUUGAAUUUUCGAUCCGGUAUGUUGCAGUCGUGGAAUAAACUUUGUUGGAAAGGAGGAAUUAUAGAGAUCUCUGCAUCUCUUGCAGGCUCUGGUGAGCAUGCUGGUUUAUGGCCUGGUUUAUGGACAAUUGGCAACCUUGCUCGUCCUGGUUAUAUGGCCACAACAGAUGGAGUAUGGCCUUAUUCUUAUUCCCAGUGUGACGCGGGAAUAACACCAAAUCAGUCAUCAUGGGAUGGUAUAUCGUAUUUACCCGGACAGAGAUUGGCUAGCUGCACAUGUGCUGGGGAAGACCAUCCUAGCCCUGGCGUUGGUCGUGGCGCACCAGAAAUUGAUGCGCUUGAAGGUUCCACUGAAAAGCUUCAUCCGGAGGAUGAGCUUGACGUUGGCUCCGCUUCCCAGUCUAGUCAAUUUGCUCCUUUCGAUAUGUAUUACUAUCCAAAUUAUGAUUUUUUGGUAAUCCAUAAUCACAGCAUAACCCACAUGAAUUCUUAUGUGGGUGGGCCGUUCCAAGAAGCAGUAUCUGGAAUAACUAUUUUAAAUAAUAGUUGGUACGAAGGAAAGGCCUUCCAGACUUAUGGUUUUGACUAUAAACCAGGUGAAGCUGACGGGUAUGUGUCAUGGUUUGUAGGUUCAAAUAACACCUGGUCAAUGCUUGGACAAGCUGUUGGUCCCAACGGUAACGUUGGGGCUCGACAAAUAAGCCAAGAACCCAUGUCGAUUGUUUUUAACCUUGGUAUAUCAAACAACUGGGCUUAUUACUAUUUCCGAGACCUGCAAUUUCCUGCUAUCAUGUCCAUUGAUUACAUUCGUAUUUAUCAGGAUCCUGAUAAUGACAAUAUGCACAUUGGAUGUGAUCCCCCGGGUUAUCCUACAACUGAGUAUAUCGCUAAUCAUCCUAUUGCUUAUAAAAACCCAAACAAAACGAGUUGGGAAAUGACUGGAUAUGAAUGGCCAAAGAAUAGUCUAAUGCAUGAUUGUAAUAUAUAA
Messenger RNA from Schizosaccharomyces cryophilus OY26, 1887 nucleotides. RefSeq names its product glucosidase. Gene Ontology annotation, biological process: fungal-type cell wall organization; (1->6)-beta-D-glucan biosynthetic process. The record is from RefSeq and is a predicted model, not a curated record. Gene Ontology annotation, cellular component: plasma membrane; endoplasmic reticulum membrane. The transcript has a single exon. Gene Ontology annotation, molecular function: glucosidase activity. The coding region runs from base 1 to 1887 and encodes 628 amino acids. NCBI's taxonomy places the organism in Eukaryota, Fungi, Ascomycota, Schizosaccharomycetes, Schizosaccharomycetales, Schizosaccharomycetaceae.